UAUGCUUCUGCUUUGUUUUUAAAUAUUAUCUUCUAUGAAUAUACGAAUUACUAACAAGCGAUUUCCUUUAAGACUAGUGUGUGUGGCCAGGGAAAAACUCACAGUAAAACCUAGAGAAAAGCUGUUUCUGCUAACAAGGGCCCCCAGCCCCACACAGCCACCCCUUGUCCGAGACAUCAGCAGCACCUGGUGUUGGUGGAAGCUUCUGGAGGCUGUGCUGGUGGGGAUGAGGCUGGGGGGAGAGGAGCACGAGGAAGGUGCAUCAUGGCUGCUGAUCCAACAGGUAGGCCACGUUGUGCUGGUUUUAGUGAGGGGAAACAUCUAGAAGCUUUCUGUGCAUGAGUACAGGACUGCUGUUUGUCAUUCCCUUAGCAGGGAGGCAGCCUCCUUUCUCCUCUGCAGUGCCCUCCUAGUGGUUUGGGUGCCAUGCGAGUAGGGCUAAUAGGGCAGGAGGCCAUUAGCUGGGCUGUCUGCACAUGGUGAGGGCUGAGCAUAACUUUGGCUGUCCUUUGCACUUCACCUCCUGGAGAUGGGAAAUACACCAUAUUGGGAUGCGUUGUGCUUGUAAGUUGUUUCUGUAAAUAUCACUCAGGAAUCAAAGGUGUUGCGGUAUUUUUUUUUUUAAUUCUUUUUAAUUUAGGGUUUGUUUGUUUGUUUCAUUUACUCGCGUCAUUUUUCCUUUUUGACGCUGUAAUUUACCUCCCGCCCAACCGAGGUUCCUCUUUAACGCGGAAUCAAUCUGCAGCGGAUUGAUGUCCAGCUCAGCCAAUAGAAUUACAAAUCUCCGCCCCUGCUGGCUCGGAUUGGUUCUCGUUCCGGGCGCGAGGCGGGAGUUGCGCUCAAACCGCGGCGCCAUGGAGGCUGUGCUGGGGCAGGUGGUGGAGUUGCCUGCGUUGUUUGCUGUGUCCCGUUCCGUCCAGGUGCGGGACUGGGACCCCCCGACCCUGGACAGGGCUCUGGAUUGGGCACGCUACUUCCAGCAUCUCCACGACCGCUUCCGUGGCCGACCCCGUCUCCGGGACGCUGUGGGGCGGCGGUUGCGGCGGGGCCAGACGGGCAGCCCGCUCUCCUUCUGCCAUCUGGGCGCCUGCUCGGAGCUACUGGGCUUGACGCUGCUAGAGAACCGCGCUCUGCCGCCCACCGCCUGCCGCCGCCUCCUGCAGCGCCUCCUGCAGGGGGAAACUGGCCCCGAACCGGGCCGCCUGGUUCUGCUGGCCCGCAGGAAGGCCGCUUCCCGCCUUCUGGAGAGCUGCGCGCUGUCCUCGAGCGAGCCGGGCCCGCGGGUGUGCGCGGAAGCGGGGCUGUUGCUGUGCCGGCUGAGGGAGGACGGGCGGGAAGCUGGGGCGGCCCUGGGCUGGCUUGGACCUGUCUUGGAGCAGCUCCCCCGGCCUCGGGCUUUCGCUGUGGUGGCGGAGGCGCUGUUGCUGCUGCAGGGGGACGGGGACAGCACGGCGAGUGGAGCAGAAGCUGGAAGCGUUGCGGAUCCCCUGCUUUCCUGGCUACUGGAGGAUCCGCACCGGUUUUCUGCCUGCUGUCUGCUCCUCUCGGGCGCUCUGCUCGCCUCGCUAGCCGAUCGCUAUGCCCGGUUAAGCAGGCGUUAUUUGGAUCUUUUAGCUGAGUGGGGAAGUCAGUUGCUGCAUGACUCGCUGCAGGGACGGUGGGUUAGAAGUGGUCCUGAGGAGGCUAAAUUGUGCUGGGAGGAGCUGAGGGAGCGUUUUGUCUGCCUCUGUCAGGGAUCUGUGCAACUCAGGGAGCAAACCCAAGCAGCUCUGAAGCUCCUGAAGGCCCGAGACGGAGACUUUCAAGUCCGUGGCCUAAGUGUGUGGACUGACCUGCUGCUGGAAGUGGAGAAAGACUUGAGGAAGAAGCAGAGCCCAAACGUGUGAACACCAGAGCAACACAAAACUUUAUGAAAUCUAGCAGAUCUGACUGAUACUUAUUUGAAGGGAGAGAACUAUGUCCUGCUUUGAGUUGAAAACCCAAGCUCUGAUAGGACUGCUGAUCACACUGUUUCUGAAUGCACAUGAACUUUCAGGAAGGCCUGUUACUUCUUUGCAUCUGUACUGCUGAUUCUCUUGGUGACAGGCAAUAAAUAUCUUCCUUUACAGUGCUUACUGCUCAGCUAAUAAAACAAAGAACCUGGUUUUUUUUGAAUAUGUUUUUUAAAAAUAAGCUUUCAUUUUUUAUUGGCUACAAAUAACAGAUGAGAUAUGUUAUGGUCAUGGUAGUUCUGUUUUGUUUUUGUUUUUUGUUUUUUAUUGUUCAAAGGGAAUGAUGGAGAUUCAAACCUGAAAAUCCCAAAUGCAGGGUUGAUUUAGUAGUGAUUACCUUCAUUAGGCUGUCUGUUCUGUUGGCAUUUUCUGAUCUUCAGAAAAGAUCUGUGAGUUGUCUGUGAAUUAGCCUCUAGGCCUAAAGUGAAGGAGGGGAAAAGAAAAAAACUUGAAAGCUUACUGAAAAGUUCUAAAACUUGAAGGCUUUAUUAGUUACCUUGUUAUAUACUGGUAUGUAAAUAUUAAAUAUAUUGAAUGUUUAUUAAAACAGCAGUAAGAUGUGGCAUAUUCUGCUGUUUUUCUUCCCUUUCCCAUGAUCUGUUACAUUAAAUAUAUUCAUUUUGUGAAACGAAAGUGAGUGGUAUAGCAAACUUUUUAAAUGGAGUCCAAUGGAGUUAUCUUUUGUUGAAUCUGUUUCUGUUGACAAAACUCAAAUGGGUAAAAAAGUACUGGGCCACCAUGACUUAAAACAAGUACUGUACCUCAGAAUUAAUGAGAUCUUGUCUACUUAGCUCUGUAAGCUAGAAUUACCAGUGUAAGCAGAGUAAUAUGAUGCAAUACUCAGUGAAGGUGGGAAAUGCAAAUAGCGUAGAAGGUUCAUCUUUAACCUCAUGUGUGGAGGAUCUGUCAAGGAGUGUAGUGUGUAUUCAGAUAGGAUUGAGAUAAGUUGAGAAAAGUGUUCUUGUGUUACUGAAAUGCCUUUUAGGGAAGGAUUAGAAGGUGGUUUUAUUAUGAUUGUGAGCUUAACUACAUGUAUUUAUUAUAUAUACAUGUAUUAUAUAUACAUGUAUGUAUACAUGUAUAAUUAUAUAUAUUAACUGAUUGGCACUAAUUUGAGUAACAUUCUGUGCUACAAAGUGAAAGUGUACAAGGGUGGCAAAAUUCA
Molecule: messenger RNA, 3156 nt
Organism: Lagopus muta (rock ptarmigan)
Lineage: Eukaryota; Metazoa; Chordata; Aves; Galliformes; Phasianidae
Gene: FANCF
Product: FA complementation group F
Biological process (GO): interstrand cross-link repair
Cellular component (GO): Fanconi anaemia nuclear complex
Source: RefSeq, a predicted model, not a curated record